CUCUACUGCUUUUUUUUUUUUAAUUGCUGUUUUUUUCCCUUUUUCCUUCUGCCCACAAUAUUUAAUAUGUAAAAGAAUGUGUGAUUCUGUUCCAUUCUGCUUGUAGUUUGUUUGGUUGUUUGUUUGUUUGUCUUUUUGCACAAAGUCCGUGAGCAUUGCCACUUUUCAUUUCACUGCACAUCUCGUAUGUGUAUGUGACGAAUAAACUUGACUUGACUCGACUCAAAAACCUUUUUGGUUACCUCUUCAAAAGUACUCCAUCAAAUUUAUAAGGUACGAUCUCCCACGUCCAAAACCAUGCUGACUAUCCCUAAAGAGCCCUAUGUCUAUCUGGAUAAACACAUAUCUUAUCCCUCAGUAUCCGGUAACUUUACCUACUAAAGAUGCCACUGCAAAGGCUUUAUGGGGAAGGACCACAGUGUAAGAUUCUACAUGUACAAGAUAUUAAGGGGAUGAGCUCUUUGUAAAAGCCUUUUAAACACUUGAAGUUUGUACCAUCUAAAGAGACCACAUAAUGGUAAUGGUUCAUGUGGACAGUCCUUGCUGUCCAUCUGAGGAAGAGCCCACAGUUCCAUCAGUCACCUUAAAGAUGCAGAAGUGGGCACAAGUUAUCCACAAUCCUCUGGCAAUACCUAAGAAGAAGAAAAAGACACAAUUGAACUGAGCCGCACAGCCAGCAAAGUUUCAAGUUCAGUUUUAAAGCAGGACAGUAACAAGCUGGUAGAGCUGCUACCUCGCAUCAUCAAAAACCUGCGUUCAAUCCGGACAUCAGCUACAAUGCCGUCUGUAUGAACUUUUCACGUUCUCCCUGCCACCGCAUGGGUUUAAUCUAGGUGCUCCAGUUUACUUCCACAUCUCUAAAGACCUGCACAUUUUGUAGGUUAAUUGGCCUCUGUAAAAUUCUCCUUAAUGCACAGGGAGAAAGUGGGAUAACAUUAAACUAGUGUGACCGGGUGAUCGCUAGUCGGCAUGGAGUCAGUGGGCUGAAGGGCCUGUUAACAUGCUGUAUCUCUAAACUAAACUAACCAUCAACGUCUGGCCACCCAUCUGACCCCAGAUCACCGUCUGGGCACCCAUUUUACCACACCAUAACCAGAGUAGAAACAAAGAACUGCAGAUGCAGACAGACACAAAGUGCUGGAAUAACUCACUGGGUCAGGCAGCAUCUCUGAAGAAAAAGGAUGGGUGAGGUUUAGGUUAGGAACCCUUCUUCAGACUACACCACACUGUCUGAAGAAGGGUCUCGAACCGAAACGUCGCCUAUUUCCUUCACGCCAUAGAUGCUGCCUCACCCGCUGAGUUUCUCCAGCAGUUUUGUCUACCUUCGAUUGUCCAGCAUCAGCAGUUCCUUCCUAAACAUCACACUGUCUGGUCACCCAUCUCCCCUGACCACUCUGUCUGGGCACUUGUCUCCCCUGACCACGCCAUCUGGGCACCGGUCUAAUGACACUGUGAAUUAAAGGUAGGAAAACAAGUUGUUUUUUUCUUAACUUGCAAGCUCUCGUCCAGUCAAAAAUCAAAUUUUAGCAGAAAUUCUACCAGGCGGGAAAGAGAAAGGAAGGAGCUCCCAGUUUUGACUGAAGGGGAGCGGUGCGGCGAGAGGGCGGCUCCCAGCGCCGGGUGGGCGGAGGCUGAAGGAUUGGGAUCGCUGCGAGUCGGCAUCGCUUCGUCUCCCCACCCCACGGUCCUUGUCCCGCACACUGCGGGAGGGGCUGGACAUGAACCCUCCCAACUUCGGCAGAGAGCUGGCGAAAAGUUUCUGAAAGGAAUGUCUCCGCGACACAAGGCGGCGGUUGAGGAGCCGGUGAGACUUUAACGGUGCUGGAAUGAGGCGACCUUUGCACUGGUUGGACACCUCCACUGUUGUCUCUGCUCCGGAUGCCACCCUGAGUGUGAACGACAGACUACCCUGGGGUCACACCGGCUCCUGCACCACAUUGCAAUUAUCUUCACCGAGUGGGCCGGUCUAUAUGUCAAUAACGAUCAUGUACUGAUAUCGUUCUUCAUGCAACAAGGACGGACUGGAAAGGGCUUGCAUAAAUUUGUGGUGGUAGUUGAUGGAUGCAAUUGAAGCUUUAAACCUUGAAGGCGGCAAGGGAGGGCAACAGGUCAUGCCUUCCAGUGGACAUACCAAAUCCAUGUUACUCCUUGUCGCCAGUGAGGGUUGCAAGUCUAAUAAUAUACCAAAUGGCAUUGGGAAAGGCCAGAAGAAUCCAAAGGAAUUUGUCCAGAUCUCUGUCCCAGACUCAAGCCAUAAAUUUCCACUGGAGUGGUGGAAAACAGGCAUUGCCUUUGUUUAUGCGCUUUUCAACUUGAUUAUGACCAGUGUGAUGAUCACUGUGGUACACGAGAGAGUCCCUCCCAAGGAAACAAACCCUCCCCUACCCGACACUUUCUUUGACUACGUGGACCGGGUCGAAUGGGCUUUCAAGAUUUCGGAAGUCAAUGGCUUGAUCCUGGUUGGUCUGUGGACAAUUCAAUGGUUACUUCUCCGCUACCGGUCCAUCAUAGGACGAAGGUUUUUCUUCAUCAUGGGAACCUUGUACCUUUACAGGUGUAUCACCAUGUACAUCACCACUCUACCUGUGCCUGGAAUGCACUUCCAGUGUGCACCAAAGCUGUAUGGGGACUCUCAGGCCAAACUGCAACGAAUCUUAAAGCUGAUAUCCGGUGGAGGGCUUUCCAUUACGGGGUCACACAUUAUGUGUGGAGACUUUCUCUACAGUGGUCACACUGUAAUGUUGACCAUCACUUACUUGUUUAUAAAAGAAUAUUCACCACGUCGAUCGUGGUGGUACUCGUGGUACUUAUGGAUCUGCUGGCUUCUCAGUGCAGUAGGAAUCAUAUGCAUCCUAAUAGCCCAUGAACAUUACAGUGUGGAUGUCUUAGUGGCCUAUUACAUUACUACUAGACUCUUCUGGUGGUACCACACCAUGGCCAAUAUCCCGACCUUGAAAACCCCAUCACAGACCAAUCAGUUUUCCCAGGUCUGGUGGUUCCAGCUUUUCCUUUUCCUUGAGAAGAACGUGCACUCAUCGGUUCCGUGCUCCUAUGUGUGGCCUAUCACCUGGCCUCCAAGCUGCCUGAAGUUGCCAUGUUGGAGAUACUCCAGGGUUCAGAAAUUGUGAAGCACCGACAUGGACAGAGUAUUGUAUUGUUUCCUGCUCCACACUCAUCGAAAGAGAAAAAAUAUAUUUUUGCUUUACAUUCAGUUCCAUCUAAUAAAUUGAUCAAAUAUUUUUUUCCCCCACAGCUGGAAGAUAAGCUUAGGAUAUCUAAGGUAGUGGGGAACUAAUGUUGUGCAAGUUCCAUUGGCCUUUUUAAUGUGCAUUUAACUUCAACCUUAACUACCACAAGAAAGGCAUUUGAAAUUAAGUAAUUACUUGAAUCAUUCCUAAAGUGUUGCUUGCAUGCAUGAACCAGAAGAUAGGAUCUCGACGGAUCUUAGCGGCACAAUGCUACAGGUGGUAGAGCUUCUGCCUCAUAGUGCUAGAGACCCAGGUUCGGUCCUGACAGCGGGUGCUGUCUGCGUGAACUUUACCCAUUCUUCCUGUGGCCACGUGGGUUUCUCCCACAUCCCAAGGACAUGCGGGUUUGUAGUCCUUUUCAAAUUGAUAUCUGCAAAAUCGCUCCCUAAUAUGUAGGGAGGGAUAACAUAGAACUAAUGUGAAUGGGUGAUCGAUGGCUGGCAUGGAUUCGGUGGGCAGAAGGGCCUGUUUCCAUGCUGUAUCUAUCAAUCAAUUAAUUGAUUUAGGUCUCAGCGGUGACCUAGGUUACAAAGAUAUGCACUCAAAUAAUCUGCAAAUAUAGUCCUACCAUCAUAGAACAUGCUACUUGAAAGGCACAGCUGGGUGCUAUCUAUUCUACUGAUUAUGAUUUAACACAUUUAUGCAACAAAUUAUUUUGCACAUUAUUUCUGAUGAAACUGUGAACUUUGAAUUACCAGCAUAACAGUCCCAUCUCCACACAAACUGGGAUUCCAUCAUGACUGAUUUGUCGUUUCAAAGCAUGCAGUAUAUGCCAAAGAAAAGGCAAAAAAUGAACAGAACGAGGGGUUUCGGUCUGGAAAAGCUGCUUUCUCUUUUCAUUCUGAAUAUGCAACAAGGAAAAUAAGGUUUGUAGGCUCCUCCCUGCCAAAGGCUUACAUGUUAAUGCACUACAGAAAUUCUCAGUUCAGAUAGGAGAAAACACAGUUGACUUUAGUGCCAUUGAUUGAGGCUAAGGGAGGCAUCAGGCAGCAGACUCCUGAUUGCUAUGGAAGGACUGAUGGUAGAAUCGUGCAAAGGCAAAUGUUGGGGCCGGCCUGUGAUGCCUUUGCUGCUGCUCUCACUUUUAAAUGCUUGCAAGCCAGACUUGCAAGUGAAAUAAGCAAUUUGGCUGAGUUCUGCAGAACUGCCUGGUGGCUGUUUCUUAGUAUGGAAUCACAACUUUUUAGUUGGAAAGAUGAAAGUGAGGGGGAGAAGUGGGUGGGAGGAAAUGUCCUUCAUCAAAUGUAGGUCAGUACAAUCCGCGGUGAUUCAUUUUUACAGAUCAACACACAGUUGAAGAUGAGGUUCAGAAACAAUUGUUAGUUGAUAUUCAAUAGUUAAACGCUGACAGCAGUUGCAUUGUUUAAUUUUGAAGUUUAUUAUCUAAUACCUGCAGUGGUCAGGACAUUUUUUGAUGUUUGUCUUCAAUAUUUGGAGUUUUCCUUUUAUCAGCUAAAUUCCAUUGACUAAAAUUUGAUUUUUGCAACUUGUUUUCAUCCAAAUCACUGCCCACUGUGAAAGUAAUGUAUUUAUAUAUUUACCCCACUUUCAGUAAAAGAGAACAAACACAUACAACGCGUUAUAAAAAUCAGUGUUGCAAAUAUAUUAAAUCUACAAAGCAUUAUUUUUCUUAAUUAAUUCAUAUUACCAAGUGUUAGUCCAUAUGAUCAUUCCUUGAAAGGAUAGACCAUCUUUGCUAAAUCUUACUGGUGCCAAAUAUCUGUUAUCCUUACAAAUAAAGUUUUUGCACAAUGUAAAAUAAAUAUUGAAGAUAGACGCAAAGUGCUGGAGUAACUCAGCGGGUCAGGCAGCAUCUCUGGGGAAAAAGGAUGAGUGACGUUUCGGGUCGAGACCUUUCUUCAGACUGAAAGUAGAGGCAAGGGAACUGGAGGUAAAGAAAAAGGCCAGAUGCAGGACCGGCAACCAAUGGCUAAGGAAGGGUGGAGCCCAUAAUGGACCAUUGUUGGCUGGGGAAGAGGUAAUGACCAAGCGAUACAAGGCUGCGGAAAGUGGAACUAGUAGGAUGACUAGAGUGGGGGAGGGAAUGCAGAAGUUACUUCAAAUUAGAGAAAUCAGAAUUGAUAUUGUUGGGUUAUAAGCUCCCCAAAUGAAAUGAAUAUUGCUGCUUACUCUUGAGUUGAGAGCAACCACAUUCCUUUUUUGGUGAAAAGGUAGGUUCCUGCUAGUGGAGAGGCUGCAGUUGUUUCAUGAGCAGCCAUUUGCAUCUCUACCUAGUCCUUCAGUUAUUGCCUGAAGAAGUAUGCAUUGAUAAAGCAAAAAUGAAGAAAGGUUUUCCACCGGUCAAUCAGAAUAAGUAAAGCAUGUCUGCGAGCCUUCUCCCUCUCCCCCCUAAAACACACCAACAUUUAGUUGAUAAACCUCUCUCCAGGAAUUUAGACUUUCUUUAGACUUUAGAGAUACAGCGCAGAAACAGGUCCUGCCCAUGAGUCCGUGCCGACCAGCGAUCGCUCCGUACGCGAGCACGAUCCUACACACGAGGAACAAUUCACAAUUUUUUUGCCGAAGUCAAUUAACUUACAAAUCUGUACGUCUUCGUUGUGUGUGUGAGGAAAAUGGAGCAACCGAGAAAACCCAUGCGGUCAGUCACGGAGAACGCACAAACACUAUACAGCCAGCACCCGUAGUCAGGAUUGAACCCGGGUCUCUGGUGCUGUGCCACUGUGCCACCCUAAUUAAUGGAGCAACAUUUGAUAAUCUUUCCUCUACUCCCUCAGGCAGACAAUUUUGACAAUAUCCAAUGGGAGAUCCUUCGAAUGAUCUUCUCAAAUUCCAUGCACCUAUGGAGAUAUUUUCCAUUCACAUGCUUCAGAGCUGUUCUGUUGGAAAGGGAAGUCUCGAUAUACUUAUUUGUAUGUCACAGUCAACUCUUGAUUCAAUUGAUUGGAAGGAUACCUUGAAAUUGGCCCCUUUAUAGAAUGGUAAGGGCGGCACAGUGGCGCAGCUAGUGGAGCUGCUGCCUCACAGUGCUAGAGACCUAGAAUCGAUCCUGACCAUGGGUGUUGUCUGUGUGGAGUUUGCAUGCUCUCCCUAUGACUGCAUGGGUUUCUUCAGAAUGCUCUGGUUUCCUCCCACACCCCAAAGGGUUUGUAGGUUGAUUGGCUGCUGUAAAUUUCCCUUUAGUGUAUGGAUGAAUGGAUGAGAGUGCAAUAUAGAAUUGUGUGAAUGGUUAAUGGUUGAUGUGGAUUCAGUGGGCCGAUAGGCCUGUUUCCAUUCUGUAUCUUUCAAUGAUUCAAUGGUUUGCAGCUUUCAUUCAGCUGCAGUGCCGAAGAAAGAAUUAAGUUGAAUCACUAAAUUACCUCCAUUCCCUAGGGUUGAACUCUAAGCCAUUGUAACAAAGAUGACAUGGAUAGGACAGGUUAAGAGGGAUAUGGGCCAAAUGCAGGCAGGUGGGAUUAAUGUAGAUAGGACAUGUUGGUAGGUGUGGGAAAAUUGGGCCUGUUUCCAAGCUGUACGACUCGAUGAAUGUAGCAUACAGACAAAAAAAAACCAAAGUGCUAAAGGAACAGUGAGUCAGGCCUCUGUGGAGGAAAUAUUCCACCAUUUUGUUUUUGUUGAAAAUCACAGCAUCAGCAGUUUCUUGUGUCUCCACAACAAUUCAGACAUUUUCCUUUUGAACAAUGUAAUAUUUGUAGAUAUAUUUCUUAUUUUAAGAAUGUAGAUAAUUCUAGAGGCCUUUAAGAUUUGAUUUGAACGUCCGUACAGAUUGCACUUGGCUCUCAUUACCUAAACGUUUUGCAAUCUAAAUUCAGGUUGUACAAAGAAUUGAAGAAAUGUAAAGUUUACUAGGGAUACAAUCAUUGGUAUUUUUAUUACUAAUAAAUGCUGCUUUUAUAUCGGAAUAAUUGUUUUUUAUUAACUUCUUGUAAGUUAGCCUUAAUCUCUGUAUAUACACACCAUACAAUGAUAUAUUUCUAGACCUAAUUUGUCACACAAAAUAUUUCAAUAAUUGUGUACAAUUAGAGUAAAAAUAUUCGAUUAUUACAAAUGAUUUUCUUUGUUGGUAAUUAUUAUUACUUAUGACUUAGUUAUUUCAACGGUGACAUAGCCAGUAGUCGCUGCCUCAGAUCGCCAGAGACCCGGGUUCGAUGAUGGCCUGUGUGGAGGUGGGGAGUGGCUGAGAGCGUGGAAUAACAUAGAACUAGUUGUUCUAUGCAUAACUUGGGUGAUAUAGUGGCACAGCUUUAGCGUUGCUGCCUUAUGGCACAAGACACCCUGGUUCGAUCUUGACGAGUGGUGUCUGUACCGUCUCCCUAUGAAUGCGUGGGUUUUCUCCGGGUGCUCCGGCUGGU
Molecule: messenger RNA, 7558 nt
Organism: Leucoraja erinaceus (little skate)
Lineage: Eukaryota; Metazoa; Chordata; Chondrichthyes; Rajiformes; Rajidae
Gene: sgms2a
Product: sphingomyelin synthase 2a
Exons: 6
Coding region: 2058-3128 (356 amino acids)
Biological process (GO): ceramide biosynthetic process; sphingomyelin biosynthetic process
Cellular component (GO): Golgi membrane; endoplasmic reticulum membrane
Molecular function (GO): ceramide cholinephosphotransferase activity; sphingomyelin synthase activity
Source: RefSeq, a predicted model, not a curated record